This is a messenger RNA of Funneliformis mosseae, 216 nucleotides long. The record is from the annotation of a GenBank genome assembly. Lineage: Eukaryota; Fungi; Glomeromycota; Glomeromycetes; Glomerales; Glomeraceae.
AUGAUUGCUAAAGACUCAUCCUCUAUUACUUCAGACUUGACUCACUGUGAGAAAGACCUCUUCAUGAUUAGUGUUGAACUUGUAACUAUUCUAAAACAGAUUUCUGAAUUUUAUUUAGAAACAAUUCUUAUGGGAUCUAGUGAAGUUAUAAUACAGAAUAUAGUUGAUCUAUUUAGAGUGGCUAUAAAGCUUAAACGUAAGGAGAUUUUAUGCUAG